UGUUAUAUUUAUAAUUACAGACUGUUAUUAUUUCAUCGAGUUUUAUGCCAUGUUUUAUCACUUCAUUACCAGCUGAAUACAAUAAGGAGUCAAAUAAUUAUAAUAAUAUUAACAACAACAAUACGAACAAAGACGGAAUUUUAAUUGAAUCCCAGGAACACUUGAUAGAUAAAAAAAUUUUAUCAGUUGACAAUAAUUGGCACAACAACAAUAAUAACACAUACGGGAUAAAUUUAGAUGAUGAUGAUAAUAAUAAUAAUAAUAACAAUAAUCCAAUACGAUAUCAACAUCAGUGGUUAAAUUACGAGGGUAAUCAAUAUCAAACAGAAGCAGCAGCAGCAGCAGUCAAUUUCCCAUUAGCAGUGCACAAACAAGGAAAUCUAAAGACGUCAACUGAUUAUUCAACGAAUUCAAAUUAUCAAGAUAAUGUACAUGUUACUGACAUAAUAACCCCUUCUAUUCCAGUAGAUGAAGCUUUAUUAUUAUUUGAAAAUUUUGGAGAUAAAAUAAUAAAAACUGAUGAUGAUUUAAAUUAUUAUGAAAAUGACACUGGAACGGUAGAAUCACAAAAUUAUUAUUUUUCAACGGAAUUACCGAUUGAAAAUAAUAAAGAUAAAACGAUACGAGUAUCAUCUGAAAAUUAUAAAAAUGCUUUAGCUAAUUUUAAAAGUCAAUUAAUUAAAAAUUCACGAGUGUCUUUAAAUAAUAAAACACAUGUUACGACAUUAACAGCAACAUCAGCAGCUAAUAAAAAUAAAUUAUUACCGGAAUUAUCACGUUUAACCUUUCAAAAUUUCAAUGAUUCAUUAACAGAUAUUAUUUCGGAAAAUGAACAAACAAAAGUUAUCGCAAAUCAAAAAGUUUUAACAAAAUUUAAUACCGAAGAACCUAUUGUUGUUUCUGAAACAGGAAUAAUGAUACAUAAAAAUUAUGAUUACGGUACAGCAACGCUUCCAUGCAAUAUUGAAAAUGAAAAUACAGAGGUGGUUGAAUCACAACUGCUAUCAUCAACAACAAUACCACCACCUUCCGAAGAAGAAGAAAAAGAAAAACAACUAACAAAAAGUUCAACAGAUGAAGGUACAACGGAUUACAAUACUCCUGUCCAUUCUAUUCAUUCUGUUGAUUCUGUUAAUUCUCCGUUGUUUAUCCGAGAACUUUCCAAUAGAGAUCAGGAUACCACAUCACCCGUAGUAUUAAAUUCAAUCCAAGCUGGGUUGGCUUUAGUUAACGCUGACAAGACUCAUUUUAUUGAAAAUAAAGUUGAACCUCUAAAUCAGUUUAAAUUAAAUGGUUAUUCUGACAAUUACCCAUUUGAAAAUAUCAACACCAGCAACAAAAAUAGUAAAAAUGUUAAAUCGAUUAAAUCACCAGCAGAAAAAAAUGUCACAUUAGCGUCAAUCAACCACGAUAACGAUAACGAUAACGAUAACGAUAACUACAACUACAACGACAACGGUAAACUUGUAGAAAUUCAAAAGUCAGUGGAACUGUAUAAUAGUGCACCGAUCCAUGAAAUUCAUUAUCCACCUGCACUAUCGAUCAAUCACCCAGCUUCACCAAUUUCAUCAGUUUCAUCAGUUUCAUUAGUUUCAUCAGCUUCAUCAGCUUCAUCAGCUUCAUCAGCUUCAUCAGCUUCAUCAGAUUUUGUUUAUAUUACUUCACACCAAGAUAAUAAUCAUCAAAAAAAUCAAAUGUCAUAUACAAAUACUGAUAUCAGUGACAGUAAUACCGAUUUUAGCCUUAAAUUUUUAUCUAUUAUCAAUCAAACCACCCCUUCCUUUUCAACAUCAGAACAACAACAACAACAACAACAACAACAACAACAACAACAGCCAGUUAAUUUAAAUAACAACAUUGUGUUUGACAUUGAAAAACAAAAAAUAAUUGAAAUUAAUAAAAAUAAUAAUAAUUUUACGAAUAAAAAUAAUAUUGGAGGUGAAAUUUAUGAGACUGAAGAUCAAAUGUCAUCUUCAUCUGAAUUUUUAGAAUAUAAAAAUAAACAAGCAGUAGAAGAUAAUAAUGGAAAAAAUUUAUUAGUUGAUAGAGAAUCAGAUAACGUAUCAAGAUACAUUAAUAGUAAUAACAGCUCUAUCAAAAGUCACAUGGAUUAUAAUAAUAAUAAUAAUAACAAUCUAAAUAAUUUUAAACAAGAGGGAUACUCUAAUUUAAUAGAAAAGGAUAAAAUAGCCGAUGCGACAGAUAAUUCCGAACAAACUGUUUACAUUUACUCGCCACCUGUAGUAAGUGGUGGUUACGGAUCUAUAGAUAUAUCAAAUUACAAUAUAAAUUUGCCAAUAAAUAGUGAAAUUGUUGAACAAUCAAACUAUCCAGUUGACAAAUUAGUUGAUGGUGUACUCGAUAUCACCACCGGUGCCCGAUAUUCUCAGCCUUAUUUUGUUAACAAAGAUAAUAAUAAUAAUAAUAGAGUUGUUGAAAAGUACCAGUACCAGUACCAAAAGCUAAAGCUAAAGCCGAAACCGAAGCCGAAGCAAAAGCACGUGCCAGUUAUACAGACUUAUCCAGUUACAGCUGAGAAGAUGUCCAAGAAUAAGGUACCGUCACCUCACCAACCAACUAAAACUAUUACUAGUACCAGUAACACUGGAACAUAUAUUCAAAAAUUUGUAUCUCAACCCUAUCCUAUUCACAUACUUGAACAGUUGCCGUAUCAAGUAGAUAAGGUCAUUGAAAUGCCAAUCCGAAUUCCAAGUAACCAUCCACUUGGAGAAAUUCCACCAAGAUUAUCAUCAUCAUCAUCACUGUUAUCAUCAAUAAAAUUUGAUAAAUUAAGUAACAAUAAUAAUCCAAAUUAUUAUCACCAAAUAAUUAAUCCAUCUAUUCAGUCCAAUGGACUUUUGUACCCAACAAGACUACAACAAACAAAAUCUGAAAAAUCUGAAAACUCUGAACAAGGUGAAAGUUUUACCAACAGUUCAACACUAAACUUAAAAGGUUACACAAUUGGUAAGCAAGCAGUUAUGCCACUGGUGGUGGCUAUGCGGUCUCCUUUGAGCAAACGAUACAGUUUGUUAAGUCAAAUUGGGCUUGUCAAACAUCAACAACAUCAAAAAAAUCAACAACAACAACAACAACAACAACAACAACAACAACAUAUUUUUAAUUAUUAUCCAUCUAGUAAUUUUAAAAAACAAUUAUAUAAUAAUAAUAAUAAUAAUAAUAAUAAUAAUAAUAAUAAUAACAACAACGAUUUAUUGAACCAAUUACCAAUUUCAAUGCAUCAUCCAAAGUCUGUUGUCGAUCAAACGAGUUUUCAAUGGCACGUGAUUCAUCCCAAUGAAAAACAAAAAAUAACAAAGAUUGAGUACGUGGGGUCGGUACCAUCGCUAACGCGGCAUCAUGUCUUGAAUCUUCAUCAGAAUCAAGUACCGCAUCCGGCUCAUCAGGAAUCACUCCACUACUUGGGCGCUACUGAUACAUCUUCUUCUUCUUCUUCUUCAACAUUACCAGCUGGUUCUUUUUUUGAAAGACUAAGACUGCCGGAAAUCCAUUACUACGGUAAAAUCGGCAACUUCAGACAGUCAAAAAUGGAAUAUGGAUUCAAACCACCAAUGGUACCGUCUAUUCAAUACGACGAAGAAACUGCUACUAAAGUCGAUAAUCACUGA
This is a messenger RNA of Cotesia congregata, 3629 nucleotides long. The record is from the annotation of a GenBank genome assembly. Lineage: Eukaryota; Metazoa; Arthropoda; Insecta; Hymenoptera; Braconidae.